Harmonia axyridis is the source of this 4559-nucleotide messenger RNA. RefSeq names its product active breakpoint cluster region-related protein (gene RhoGAP1A). Lineage: Eukaryota; Metazoa; Arthropoda; Insecta; Coleoptera; Coccinellidae. The transcript has 15 exons. Gene Ontology annotation, molecular function: guanyl-nucleotide exchange factor activity; GTPase activator activity. Gene Ontology annotation, cellular component: membrane. Bases 149 to 3343 code for a protein of 1064 amino acids. Gene Ontology annotation, biological process: positive regulation of GTPase activity; signal transduction. The record is from RefSeq and is a predicted model, not a curated record.
UCGAUUUGUCUGUCAGCCUGAUAAUGACGUUUGGGUUUUGACAGGUGAUUUUGGUUGUGUGUUUAUUGAACCCUUGAAUUGGGAAAUGCGUUGAAAAUACGGGGUUUUUGUUCUAUAAUGCUAUUACAAAGAGUACUAUAAAAUAAAUAUGAGUGUUUUCGGUGAUUUUCAACAAGUGUGGUUACAAAGAUUUCCAGAGAGUCCUCUACCCGGAGCAUGGGAGGAAGAUGUCCGAGCCAAUCUUCUAAAACAUAAACAAAAAGUUUUAUUACUCAGGGAAGAAUUAGAGAAAGAGCAAUUUUAUGUAGAAUAUUUAGAAAGACUACUUAAUGAUGUUGAGCAACAUAAGAAACAGAUCGAAGGUGGAAGAAAGGCAGAUAUUCGUAAUGAUGUCAUCGAGACUGAUUUAUCUAAGGAAAAUUCCAAAGAUGACGAUGAAAAUCCGCCAGAAAUUGAUCAUGAGUCGUUGUCAGCGAAUAUGUGCAUCAACGAACUGUCCAAGACACGUCCAGUAAGCUGCAUAGAUGAGGGCAAAAAAACCGCAACAGAUGAUAGUACUUUUGUGACAGUGAUUGAAGUGAACGGUUUGAAAAACGCAGAAUUAAACCAAGAGAAAAUACCUCCCAAAAUUCCAGAGAAACCUGAUUCCCAAAUCAAGAAGACACUCCUUGAACAUUCCUCUAGUAGGAGCGAUUCUCUUGAAUCUUCCUCUGAUGUGCAUACAGGAGAUGAGCCAUUCUAUGAUAUAGUAGCAGGAGAGGAUGAAUCAAAUUUACAACAGAGUGAUACCUCAAGUACCGAAAAUGUAUUCAGUACCUCUUCAACUUUACCUUUGACUGCUAAACAUGAAUCAGUUAUUCAGGAACCACAAUCACCUGGGACAUCGAAUUAUGUCAAUAUUGAGUAUUUUAUAAAAUGUACCAAAGGAAACGAUAAUGAUCCAAGUAGUAGUGAAGAUGAAGAAGAAAUCGCUCCAUUACGUCCAAAUACUGCAGACAACGGUUCAUAUGCAAGUUCUAGUUCUUUAGAAUCAUCGACGCCAUCGACACGAAGAAAAUUCAGCCAGGAAGGGGAUGUUAAAGUUGAAGCUGAAAGAAUGACUAUGUAUCGUUGUAUUUUAUUGAAUAUAAUUGAUAGUGAAACUAAUUACGUAGAAUGGCUGGGCAUAGCUAUCAAGUACAUGAAAGCAAUCCAAUCAACUCUGGGAACAUCUCAACCUAUAGUUACCGAAACUGAACUGAGAACAAUAUUUUAUAAAAUCCCUGAGCUUUAUGCCUUACAUGUUAACUUUUUGGAAGCUUUACAAAGACAUACACAAAAAUGGGAUAGUAAGAUUGGAGAGAGCUUCAAGACUAUGGCUAAUAAUUUAACUGUUUAUGGGGCAUUUUUGAGCAAUUAUGGACGUGCAAUAGACACUGUAAGAAAAUGCAGUGCCAGCAAUUCUCAAUUUAAUGAAAUUACAAAGAACAUAACUUGUAAACAGUUGUCUGGUCAGCCGGUGUCUCUGGAAGACUUAUUGCAUAAACCUGUAGCUCGGGUGCAAAAGAAUGCACUCGUUUUACAUGAUAUGUUGAAAUAUGUUCACCAGAAACAUCCAGAUUAUAAAACUCUGACUGAUGCUUUGCAAAUAACCCAGAGGUUUUUGGAUCAGUUCAAUAUGAUACAAACCAAAUCAAUGUUCCCUUCGGCUGAUAGAGCUCAAAGAAGGCUAGUCAAAAACUCAUUUAUAGUUGAAUUUGCUGAUAAUCAUAGGAAAUUACGGCAUUUGUUUUUAUUCAAUGAUGUUAUAGCUUGUGCUAAAUACAAGUCAUCUGGACGGACUGAGAAGUAUACCUUCGAAUUAAAAUGGUUCAUUCCUGUAGAAGAGAUUAUGAUUUUAGAAGAAUCUACUGCUAACCUCCAUGAAGUACCUGCUUCAAAUAUUGUAUCUUUGAAGUCUCAAGCUUCAAAUGUAAGGGAUCAGUUAAGGCAGGAGGAGAAAUCGACUGAAGACAGAAGGAUUCGAUUAGGCAGAGGUUCUGAAAAGUUCAGAAAGCGGCUAGUGGAGCUAGAAAGUCAAUUAGUAUUAGUAUCGCCCAACUUGGUGUUCAGGAUAAAGCACAGACAAAAUGGCAGGACCUAUCUUUUCUUUUUAUCUUCUGACUUCGAAAGGACGCAGUGGAUCGAAGCUAUUCUGACCUUGCAGAGAACCGGCAUUCCACCAUCACCAACAACUAACAACGCCAGUAUGUUCGAGCUACAGACAUGGAUCACUGCAUGUAGAACAUUUUUGAAGACCAAUAUGGGAUCAUACCUUUUGAGGAGUGGUCAAGAUGAGAGUCUCUUGGUGGGGGAUUUGCACGUUUUUAUUUAUGACCUUAACGGUUUGGAAUAUACCAGCGAUUUAUACAUCUUGAUCGAGGUAGAUUUUUAUGGCCACUUUUUCCAAAAAGCAAAAACGAAGUUGAUAUACAACACAAGCUCACCAGUUUGGAAUGAGAAUUUCAUAAUCGAUCUUGAAGGCUGCGAGAAUUUACGUAUAUUGGUUUAUCGUGAAAACAGUCCUACAGAUACUUUGUUUGGAAAGCACACUCAAAAAUUGAGCAGACAGUGGCUUUUGGCCCAAGGUCACGAUUUAAUUGAAAAAAAAUUGCUUAUAAAUGGAUGUACUUUGAGGAUUGGAUUGAAAUUCAUUCCAUGCGAAGUUAGUCUCAGAAGAGUACCUGCAGGAAAGGUUGGGAAUUUGUUUGGAGAAAAAAUCCUACAAAUAUGCAAGAGACAGAAACGAGACAUACCUUUCAUCGUAACCGCUUGCAUCAGAGAGGUAGAAAGAAGAGGAAUGAUGGAAGUAGGUGUCUAUCGAGUGUCUGGGUCAGCUUCGGAUUUGGCAAAAUUGAAAAAAUCGUUUGAAACCAAUUCGUACGAAGCGGAACAACUCUUGAAAGAGGUGGACAUACAUUCUGUUACUGGGGUGCUUAAAUUGUUUUUGAGAGAGUUACCAGAAGCCCUAUUCACUGAUCAGUUGUAUCCCACUCUUUUAGAAUCAUUCAAUCAGAGUAAUGGAAAUCUCAUGAAAAGGACAGAAUUAUUGAAUGAGUGCUUUGAAAAACUACCCCAACAAAAUAAAGCCACCAUCACCUGUAUUUUGGAACAUUUGAUAAGAGUGCAUAAACAUGAAAAUGAGAAUAAAAUGUCCCUUCAUAAUUUGGCUACUGUAUUUGGACCUACUUUGUUGCGACCUAGCAUCAAAGGCGAUGCUUCCAAACAUAAAGAUAUGCCUGCUGCUACGGUCGAUGUAAUGGCCCAAGCGGGCAUUCUCUAUUGUUACCUUCAGGGAAUGAAUAAUAUGAUGAACAAAUGCUGACUGAAACCAUUAUCUCUUAGUCUUUUAACUAAUAAUGUAUUAUGAAUCUUUGCUUGUGAAGUUAACACAUUAAGCACUGAGCUGAGUAUAUUUGAAAAAGAGAUUAUGCAGAAAUUGCAAUUUACAUCAAGGGUAAACUGUGUACAUAGGAGAAAAUGUCACCAUGAAAGCAGUACAAACUUCUAUCGUCUCUUAUUCAUGAUCGUGAAUAUAUUGCACUACGUAAAAAUUUCAUCAUAACAUUUUUGUCCAUUUAUGUCUGAGCUACCUGCUUAUAGCCAAUAUUUCAAAGUCAAUUAAUCUACCUGAAAAAAACUUGAUGUUGAAAAGGGAAGGGAGUAAAACAAUUGAAUCUGUUUGAUAUUAAUAGAGAAUUGAUAAGAAUUUUGAAUACUUAGUUUUCAUAAAACUGCACAUUAUUAUAUAUAUAAUCUUUCAUUGAUUUUAGAAGUUCAGAUUGAUGAUAUGAUUGAUAUUUUAUCAAAUCUUAGAUUUUUACACUUUUCUCUUGUGAAAAAAGAUUAAUGAAAUAAAUGACUGAUAAUAAGAAUGAUUGACUGGUAGUACUUCGUAAAUUUUUUUCAGAGUACAAGUACUAAUAAGGCAAAAAAGUUAUUAACAAGUGUUGUUUGAAAUGUUUGAAUUUCUAGUCCAUAUGAAAUAAACUUGCUGAGCAUUUUACACUAGUUGAUAGUGAGUAAAAUUAUAAAAUUCUUUAAUUUUGAAGGUGCUUAAUGUGUUGAUACAGUAUUUCCAUGCGCUUUUCCCCCGUGUGUGAUUGUUUCUUAUAGUGCUUCAUGUUGUCUCACUAAUGAAGUACAUAUACUUAAUGAUUCCAAUGAGAGAAUAAGAGUCCUUACAACUUAAGCAUUCUUCCAGAUAUUACCCAUUUUAGAUAAGUGAUUUCUCCCUAUAAAUUAUUUACAAUUAUAUUGUUAUUUUAAUUCAGAUGUAAUUGGUUGGAAGUUUGAGUUGAGUAAGAGGAUGGUAAAAUAUAAUAGUCAGAAUGAAUUAUUCUUUCAGCUUAUUUUGUUGAGUAUUCUCUUAAGUAUUCUUUUCAAGCUGUAAGUUUUUACAUUACCAAAUUUUUUAUAAGUAGGUAUUUUUGUAUGUAUGUAUUUGUACUUGAAUAUUAUGUAGUUAAAUUAUUUUAUAACAACUUUAAUGUGAAUUUGUAUAUAUUUAUAUAUGAUUAUAAUACAAUUUCGAAGUAUAA